CCCUCUGUGCAACGAACCCCUCUAGCUCAAAGCUUCAACGCUGCGAAGUCCAAUUCGACCGAAAAUUCUUCUUCUUGCUCUCUCUCUCUCUCUCUCUCUCUCUCUCUCUUUCUAGGGUUUCCACCAAUCAAAUAAAAAUGGAAAACUGAUAAUUUUCCUAAUUUCAUUGGGUUAAGCUCCGAUUAGGGGUAGGGCUUGCGGAAUGGGGAACAUCUUCGUGAAGAAGCCAAAGAUCACAGACGUCGAUCGAGCGAUUCUCUCUCUCAAGACUCAGCGGCGAAAGCUCGGCCAGUAUCAACAGAAGCUUGAAGUUGUGAUUGAAGCUGAGAAGCAAGCUGCAAGAGAUUUGAUCCGGGAGAAAAGAAAAGACAGGGCACUGCUUGCACUAAAGAAGAAAAAGUCUCAGGAGGAACUAUUGAAGCAAGUUGAUACUUGGCUCCUCAAUGUUGAACAACAACUGGCAGAUAUUGAAUUGACCAGCCGCCAACAAGCUGUUUUUGAAAGCUUAAAGGCGGGGAAUAAUGCAAUCAAAGCUAUACAAAGUGAGAUCAACUUGGAAGAUGUUCAGAAAUUGAUGGAUAAUACAGCUGAAGCAAAGGCUUACCAAGAUGAAAUAAAUGCAGUUCUAGGGGAGCGCCUAUCUGCUGAAGAUGAGGAAGAUGUUUUAGCUGAAUUUGAGAACCUGGAAAGCGAGAUCACCCUUCAAGAUCUGCCCGCGGUUCCUGCCGCAGAGGUGCCUGUCGCCGAGGAAGCAGAAGAAGCUCAUGCUGAUGAGGAACUCGAUCUUCCGGAUGUGCCAUCCAAGACCCCAGUUAUAGUCAAGCCUGAUUUCAUGUCAGUCUCAAUGACAUGA
Molecule: messenger RNA, 853 nt
Organism: Asparagus officinalis (garden asparagus)
Lineage: Eukaryota; Viridiplantae; Streptophyta; Magnoliopsida; Asparagales; Asparagaceae
Product: vacuolar protein sorting-associated protein 20 homolog 2-like
Exons: 6
Coding region: 203-853 (216 amino acids)
Biological process (GO): vesicle budding from membrane; late endosome to vacuole transport via multivesicular body sorting pathway
Cellular component (GO): multivesicular body; ESCRT III complex
Source: RefSeq, a predicted model, not a curated record